This is a messenger RNA of Cyphellophora attinorum, 1218 nucleotides long. Its product is annotated as Quinate permease. The record is from RefSeq and is a predicted model, not a curated record. The transcript has a single exon. Gene Ontology annotation, molecular function: carbohydrate:proton symporter activity. The coding region runs from base 1 to 1218 and encodes 405 amino acids. NCBI's taxonomy places the organism in Eukaryota, Fungi, Ascomycota, Eurotiomycetes, Chaetothyriales, Cyphellophoraceae. Gene Ontology annotation, cellular component: membrane. Gene Ontology annotation, biological process: carbohydrate transport; transmembrane transport.
AUGCAAACUGUUUCGUUCGGCAAUGUGCCGGUCAUGUUUACAGGCCGUGCAGUCGGCGGCCUAGGCGUCGGCGCUGCGAGCAUGCUGGUCCCGCUAUACAUUAGUGAGGUUGCCCCGCCGCAAAUUCGAGGACGACUGGUCGGCAUCUACGAGAUUGGUGUCCAGGCCGGUACCUGUAUUGGAUUCUGGAUCAACUACGGCGUACAGGUCAACAUGAAGCCAAGCGUUGCUCAAUGGAUGACACCGUUUGCGAUCCAGCUGAUUCCCGGCGGCUGCCUGAUCAUUGGCAUGUUCUUUCUCCCAGACUCACCUAGGUGGUAUGCUCGAUUCAAGGGUCGCAUGGUCGCUACUCCUGUGCUGGCCAAGCUGAGGAAUCUUCCCGAGGACCACGAGUACAUCAACGAAGAGAUGACAAACAUCAUCAACCAGAUCGAACACGAACGCCACAGCACUUCUGGACAGAAGGGCCUCAUCGCAGAGUUUAAGGAACUCUCUCGCCCUGGCAACAGGAACAGAAUCGCUAUCGGAGUGACCAUCUUCAUCUUCAUGCAAAUGGCAGGGUCCAACGCCAUCAACUUCUACUCCCCACGCAUCUUCAAGUCACUGGGUGUGACAGGCACCAACACAGGACUCUACGCUACUGGCAUCUACGGCAUCGUCCGCUUCAUUGCUGUCUGCAUUGCCAUGCUCUUCGUUGUCGACAAGUUUGGCCGCACCAAGAUGCUCAUCGGCGGCUCGGCACUCAUGAGCGCCUGCAUGUGGUACAUUGGCGGGUACGGUCUCGUCGCCAAGCCCGAGGCGGCAAAGGGACAUAUCUCAGGCGGAGGCUAUGCUGCCAUUACGCUCAUCUACGUCUACGCGAUCGGUUUCUGCUUCUCAUGGGCUGGCGUGCCCUGGAUCUACUGCUCGGAGAUCUUCCCACUACGCAUCCGCAGCAUCUCAGUGGCCAUUUGCACUGCUACCCACUGGCUCAUGAACUUUGUCAUCGCCAGGAGCGUGCCAUACAUGAUCACAAACAUCGGAGGCGGGACCUAUUUCGUGUUUGCCAGCUUCCUGGUCGCGGCGAUACUGUUUGUGUACUUCUUUGUACCCGAGACGAAGGGUCUUAGUCUCGAGGCGAUGGACUCAUUAUUCAGUCCCGGCCUCGUGAACCAAAUCAACGCUGCAGAUGAGGAGAAGGCCGUGGCUGAGACGGUUGAGCAGGCGGAAAAGCGAUGA